Molecule: messenger RNA, 4612 nt
Organism: Onychostoma macrolepis
Lineage: Eukaryota; Metazoa; Chordata; Actinopteri; Cypriniformes; Cyprinidae
Gene: ogdha
Product: oxoglutarate dehydrogenase a
Exons: 25
Coding region: 342-3506 (1054 amino acids)
Biological process (GO): tricarboxylic acid cycle
Cellular component (GO): mitochondrion; oxoglutarate dehydrogenase complex
Molecular function (GO): thiamine pyrophosphate binding; oxoglutarate dehydrogenase (succinyl-transferring) activity
Source: RefSeq, a predicted model, not a curated record
ACUGAAAAUACCGCGCGAAAUCUCGAAGUGACGUCUGAAAGCGGCUGACGUUCUUCGUGACGGAGUAGUGCUAGUGUUCUGUUCUCCGGUCGAGCAGCGCAGGGCUCAGUGGAGCCGUUACUAACUCCGGUGCACAGUUCACAAAGGCUGCUCGCACAAAGUACAAACCACAGAUAGGAUUCAAAGGUCAAGGGCUUCUGGAGCUAUCCAUUCUUCUCCAGGAAAUUGAAACGCCUUUUCCGUUUGAGCUAAAGAAGGAGGUGACACUUUUCUUUUCUGUUGCGGCACUGGGGACAUCCAGGAACUUGUGAGUGUGGGUGGCGCUCGUUCAAAAGACUGCGAUGCACCGCUUAAGGACUUGUGCGGCACGGCUCCGGCCGAUCACGGCCUCACAGACUGCUAAAAAUCUAUCACAGCAGAGGCCAGUGGCCACCCCUAGGACGUUUCAGCCAUUCAGGUGCUACACGGCACCGGUGGCCGCAGAGCCGUUUCUGAACGGAACGAGCUCUAACUAUGUCGAGGAGAUGUACUAUGCAUGGUUGGAGAAUCCCAAGAGUGUGCACAAGUCUUGGGACAUUUUCUUCAGGAAUGCUAAUGCUGGUGCCCCCCCAGGUUCAGCCUACCAGAGUCCUCCUCCAAUGGGAGUGAGUCUGUCUGGGCUCGCUCAGGCCCAAUCUCUGGUGGGGGCCCAGCCGAAUGUGGAGAAACUGGUGGAAGACCAUCUGGCUGUCCAGUCCCUCAUCAGGGCCUAUCAGAUACGUGGUCACCAUGUGGCUCAGCUGGACCCUCUUGGGAUUAUGGAUGCUGAUCUGGAUUCGUGCGUUCCCACUGACAUUAUUACAUCAUCGGAUAAACUUGACCUUACACAUGUCAAGACGCGUCUAAGUGCUCUAACCAUUGGAGAGUCUGAAUUUCACUUUGCUGAAAUUUCUCAAACCUGUAAUUGGGAAAAGGGUUUCUAUGGGCUGGAAGAGUCUGAUCUGGAUAAAGUGUUCCGCUUGCCCACCACCACCUUUAUCGGGGGCAAUGAGAGCGCUCUGCCCCUCAGAGAGAUCAUCCGCCGCUUGGAGAUGGCAUAUUGCCAGCAUAUAGGGGUUGAGUUCAUGUUCAUCAAUGACCUGGACCAGUGUCAGUGGAUCAGACAGAAGAUUGAGAGGCCUGGAGUAAUGCAGUUCAGCCUUGAGGAGAAGAGAACACUGCUGGCUCGCAUGGUCCGCUCCACCAGGUUUGAGGAGUUCCUGCAGAGGAAGUGGUCAUCUGAGAAGCGCUUUGGGCUGGAGGGCUGUGAGAGUCUGAUCCCUGCUCUCAAAACUAUUAUUGAUAAAUCCAGCGAGAAGGGAGUAGACACAGUCAUCAUGGGAAUGCCUCACAGAGGUCGUCUGAACGUGCUUGCCAAUGUGAUCCGCAAGGAGCUGGAGCAAAUUUUCUGUCAGUUUGACUCUAAACUGGAAGCUGCCGAUGAGGGUUCAGGAGAUGUCAAGUACCACUUGGGCAUGUACCACAGGAGGAUAAAUCGUGUGACUGACAGGAAUAUUACUUUGUCAUUGGUGGCUAACCCUUCCCACCUGGAAGCGGUGAACCCGGUGGUGCAGGGCAAGACUAAAGCAGAGCAGUUCUACUGCGGAGACACGGAUGGCAAUCGGGUGAUGUCCAUUCUGCUUCAUGGUGACGCUGCAUUUGCAGGUCAGGGCAUUGUCUAUGAGACCUUCCAUCUGAGCGAUCUGCCCUCCUACACCACACAUGGCACUGUGCAUGUGGUGGUCAACAACCAGAUCGGUUUCACCACAGAUCCUCGUAUGGCACGCUCUUCUCCGUAUCCGACUGAUGUUGCCCGUGUGGUCAAUGCCCCCAUAUUCCACGUCAACGCAGAUGAUCCUGAAGCUGUAAUGUAUGUGUGCAACGUGGCCGCAGAGUGGAGAGCCACCUUCCACAAAGAUGUGGUGGUGGACCUGGUUAGUUAUCGCCGUAAUGGCCACAACGAGAUGGAUGAGCCGAUGUUCACCCAGCCACUGAUGUACAAACAGAUCAAGAAGCAGAAAGGAGUUCUGCAGAAAUAUGCUGAGAAGCUCAUCGCUGAAGGCGCCGUCUCACGGCAGGAGUAUGAGGAAGAGAUUUCUAAGUAUGACAAAAUUUGUGAAGAAGCUCAUGCUCGCUCAAAGGAUGAGAAGAUCCUCCACAUCAAGCACUGGCUGGAUUCCCCCUGGCCAGGUUUUUUCACUCUGGAUGGUCAGCCCAAAAGUAUGAGCUGCCCGUCCACCGGUCUGUCAGAGGAGGAGCUGUCCCACAUCGGACAAGUGGCGUCAUCAGUACCUGUGGAGGACUUCACAAUUCAUGGAGGUCUGAGUCGUGUUCUGAAGGGCCGUGGUGACAUGAUCAAGAACAGGACGGUGGACUGGGCUCUGGGAGAGUACAUGGCCUUUGGCUCUCUGCUCAAGGAGGGCAUCCAUGUGCGUCUCAGUGGCCAAGAUGUGGAAAGAGGAACCUUCAGUCACCGUCACCAUGUUCUCCACGAUCAGAACGUAGACAAGAGGAUCUGCAUUCCCAUGAACCACGUAUCCCCUAACCAAGCCCCAUACACCGUCUGCAACAGCUCUCUGUCCGAGUACGGAGUACUAGGUUUUGAGUUGGGCUUUGCUAUGGCCAGUCCCAAUGCCCUGGUUCUGUGGGAGGCCCAGUUUGGAGACUUCCAUAACACGGCUCAGUGUAUAAUAGACCAGUUCAUCUGCCCUGGCCAAGCUAAAUGGGUCCGCCAGAACGGCAUUGUUUUACUGCUGCCACAUGGCAUGGAGGGCAUGGGUCCCGAGCACUCUUCUGCCCGUCCAGAGCGCUUCCUGCAGAUGUGCAAUGAUGACCCUGACUUUAACCCUAAAAUCACUGAUGACUUUGCGGUACGUCAGCUGUAUGACUGCAACUGGAUUGUCGUAAACUGUUCCAAUCCCGCCAGCUAUUUCCAUGUAAUAAGGAGGCAGAUUCUUCUUCCCUUCAGGAAACCUCUUAUUGUCUUCACCCCCAAAUCUCUGCUGCGUCACCCGGAGGCCAAGUCUAACUUUGACCAGAUGCUACCAGGCACUCAUUUCCAGCGUGUGAUCCCAGAUGAUGGACCGGUAACUCAAAACCCCUCAGAGGUCAAGCGCAUCGUCUUCUGUACAGGAAAAGUCUAUUACGAGCUCACGCGUGAACGCAAAACACGCGACAUGGAGAACUCUGUGGCCAUCACUCGCAUUGAGCAGCUCUCUCCUUUCCCCUUUGACCUGGUGAAGGCUGAGACUGAGAAAUAUCCCAAUGCUGAUCUGGUCUGGUGUCAAGAGGAGCACAAGAACCAGGGAUACUACGACUACGUCAAGCCCCGCAUGCGCACCACCAUCGACCGUGCCAAGCCUGUCUGGUAUGCCGGCCGUGAUCCUGCCGCCGCCCCGGCCACUGGAAACAAGAACGCCCAUCUUCUGGAGCUGAAGCGUUUCCUCGACACUGCCUUCAACCUGGACGCCUUCAAAGACCACGUCUAAACCUGUCCUUCAGUCCACAAAGAAAACGAAAUCUCACAAACACCCCAUUCAUCUGGCAACCAAAUACACUACGCCAAACUGUUUUAUCCCAUAAAGAAUAGUGAUACAGUUUAUCCAAUGUGUUCAGGUUUGCAAAACGCACUCUCCGUCCUAGAAUCACACUCUCUCCUGCAUGAAUUCAUUAUUAUUAUUAUUAUUUUUUAAUAUUGUCCAAGCAUUCGUCACCAUUGUUGCCCAGUUCAACAACACCAAAUGAUGAUAAGCAAGAGAAUCUGAAUUUCUGGUGGUUUAAGUAUAACAGCACAAAUGUUGAUUUGAAUAGACCUAAUGUAUUUUCAACCAAAGCACAGCUCCAAUCCCGUUAGAGAUAUAAUAAUCACUUCUGUUGCCUCCAAACUCACUAUUAAGAGAUUUUUCCUUAAACUUUCAGAAGUUGGGUUGUUGGGAUCCCGAUUCUCAACGGCUAUAUGGCUUUAAUUUGUAUGUUUGUGUUUUUCUUUAUUGAUAAUUGUGGGCUAAGUUCAGAAUAAGGGAGAAUUUUGGCACAUACAUUUGCAGUGUCUGAAUAGUGGGUUGGAUUGUAAAGUAAGUGGUAAAAAUGACACUUUAUCUGUACCUUUGCACUGUUUUCUGGUAAGAAGAAAAAACAGUUGGUUCUCUGAAGUGGAUAUUGCAGUUGUAUGAUUGUAUUUAUGUAAAAAUGACUUUGUAUUCAGAGGAGGAAAGGCUUUUGUGGCACUUUACAUGUAUGUGCCUCUGUUCUGGUUCCAAAUCAUUGUCUAUAGAUGGCAUUGUAUAGUCUGUACACUCGGCUAAUCAUUGAUUAAGCCUGGUGCAGAUAAAAACCCCUUCAGAACUCCAAUCCUCCUUUGCUAUCUCAUAAGUGUGCCAUACAGCCCAACCCAGCAGCAGGAACAUUUAAUAUGGCAAGCAAGACAGAAUUACACCUGUUUGUGGUCACUCUUUUAAAUAGAAACCUAUGACAUCCUUUUGGCUUUUUCAAAGAGAGAGAGCAAAUGAUUUUAUUUAUUUUGUUUUUUUGGAGGAUUAAGAUUCUGUCCUCGUAACGGUUUAGCUUCAUACAAUAAAUUCAUUAUCUUCUCAAA